AUGGCACAUGUGGGGCACCGGGUGGAUUACCUGGCCGGCUUCUGCUGCCCGGUGGGGGGGCUGGUGGCGGGCAAGCCCCGGGUGCUGUGCCACGAGAACGAGAUCUACCUCUCCAACGGCAGCGAGUUUGUCUACGUGUACGACCAGGAGGGGAAGGUGCUGAAGGCUGUGUACCGGUGCCCUGACCAGGUGUGGCAUGUGGAGCUAUUGCCCCAGCCCCGGCAGCUCUACAUCCUCUGCGCCCACAGCGGCAUUUACUGUGUCUCCCUCGACCAGCAGAGCAGGUUAAUGGAGCAGACGGAUGGCGACGGCCAAGAAAGCAAUUGCCCAUCCGGCGUCUUCCCCGUGGACUCAGAUGCCUGCAUCUUCCCAGACUCCAGCCUGUCCAUGUUCACUCUGCUCAACAACUUUGUCAUAACCCUGUCCCAGGCUCAUGGCAAAUGGUGGAUGAAGCUUCAUGAGCUUCCUCGCCCUGAGCAGGAGAGUCCUCCAUACCGGCAGAUCAGUGAGGUGGGCUUCUGCCCGGGCCCUCAGCCUGGGGAUGACGGGGAUGGGCCACCCUCCUGCUUCCUGCCUGUCCUCUGCUGCGCCUCCUCCCCAGGCACUGUGGGGACCGAGGAGGGGCUGUGGUGCUCAGGAGGCUUUGUGCUGGAAGAGCCUCUCUUCAGCCUGCUCUUUGGGAUCGAUGCUGCCAUGCUGGAGUCUCCUAUGAUCCUCUGCGGCUUCCCGGAUGGACAGCUCUGCUCCGUGCCACUGAAAGCCCUCAGCUCUUCACCGGCUGUCGACGGCUGCCAUGACGUUUCAAACCAAGACCCUCCCGUGAAGAUCCUCCAUCACUUGGAAGAGCCCAUCGUCUUCAUCGGGGCCUUGAGAACGGAGCGGAGGGCAGCCGAGGAUGCCGAGGAUGAGCAGCUCUUUGGAGACACUGGCUGUGACUGUGUGGUGGCCGUGGGCCACUACGGGAAGAUGGUGGCCGUCAAGGCAGAUCAGAGGGAGGAGGCAACAGUGCCGGAGCUCAGGGAGUACUACUUGCGUGGGCCCAUCCUGUGUGCGGCCUGUGGCAGCGGCAGCCGCAUGUACUACAGCACGCACUCGGACAUCUCCGCCGUCGACCUGGACUGGGGCGGAGACUCCUCCGACCCCGAGGAUGCCGAGAGCUGCACCGGCGUCCUGCCUCCCGUCCUCUCCCCGGCCAGUUUAAGUAUCUGUAGCGUUGUGGCUCUUUCCUUGUCUUCUCGGGCAUCAGAAGGUGAAUCAGAGCUGCUGGCCUUGUCGGCCAAAGGCCGCCUCAUGUCCUGUGGCUUAUGCAGCCCAGAGGACACCGACGCGGAGCUGACGCCCGCUGAGGCUGGACGGAGGAUUAAGGAGCUGCUGUCCGGGAUAGGCAACACCUCAGAGAGAGUUUCCUUCCUGAAGAAGGCAGUGGACCAGAAGAACCGAGCCCUGGCCAGUCUGAACCAGGUGAUGAAUGUGAGUGCAGCUUUGCUGUCCAGCCAAGAGGGCCAGAAGCCCAUUGCUUGCACUGUCACUGCCAACUGGAGCUGCCUCCUGCUCCAAGAUACUGUCACCAUCUCCUGUCUGCUGGAGAACUGCAGCGAGUACAGCCUGGAGGAGGGAUGGACCCUCUGUGUUCAGCUCCUGGCCGGCCCCUGUGCCUUAGAGGAGGACUCUGUGGAUUCAGCCACCACUUUCACCUUCCCCAUUGACCAGCUUCUCCCUGGGAACAAGAGGGAGCUAACACUGCCCCUCGGCUCCUCUGCGGAUACCAAGCUGGACCUGCCUCUGACCAUCUCCUGUGCCCUCUACUACAGUUUAAGAGAUAUUCUGGGCAGUGGCUCUGACUCCUCUGAGGCCCUGGAUGAUCUCCUGCCUGACGACUCACCCAUCCUCUCCCCAGACAGAGAGGGGAUCUGCCUGCCCCUCAGCGAAUGCACCAUUGACAUGCUCCAGUGCCUCCGUUUUGAGAGCAGCACCCCCAGGCCAGAUGCUUCACCACAGGCAGCUGCUCCCCCAACUCCCCCAGACCCUGUGGAGACCUUUCUCCAAGUGUCCCAGGAGCAGACUGAGACUGAGGAGAGAAAAGCCCCUGGAGAGGGGAACCUGCCACCCUCAGCAGCAUCCAUCAGGGUGUCCUCAGAGCUGCUGAAAAAUGCGCUGAAAAGUUCCAGCUCAGAUGUCCCGCUGAGCUGUGCCAUGCUGCACUGGCUGCUGGCUGAGAACCCUGGAGCUCAGGAGCUGGGCACUGGGGAGGUGGCAUCGGUGCGCGGCACAGCACCAGACGGAGGCGAGGUUCAGCUGCUUGUCCGAGAGGUGGCCAUGAAUGACCUUAGCCCUGCAGGCCCCAUCCAGGCUGUGGAGAUCCUGAUGGAGAGCCCAUCCCUGGCCCACAUGUGCAGGAUGCACCACGCUGUCAUCCGCCGCAUCCAGACACUGGUGCUGGAGCAGGCAGCACAGGGCUCAGGACCCCCUGACCUCCGCAUGCAGUAUCUGCGCCAAAUCCAAGCCAACCAUGAGAUGCUGCUCAAGGAGGCACAGACCCUGCGUGACCAACCGGCCCUCGGCGAGGAGGGACCUGCCACGGCUGAGAAGCUCCUGAACAUCUACAGGCAGCUGCGCAACCCCAGCCUGGUUCUGCUGUGA
Indicator indicator is the source of this 2640-nucleotide messenger RNA. It is a transcript of the gene FAAP100, whose product is annotated as FA core complex associated protein 100. The record is from RefSeq and is a predicted model, not a curated record. The coding region runs from base 1 to 2640 and encodes 879 amino acids. NCBI's taxonomy places the organism in Eukaryota, Metazoa, Chordata, Aves, Piciformes, Indicatoridae. Gene Ontology annotation, biological process: interstrand cross-link repair. Gene Ontology annotation, cellular component: Fanconi anaemia nuclear complex; nucleoplasm. The transcript is spliced from 9 exons.